UAAUAUAAUAAUAGCUUAUUUUUAAUAAUGUACCACCAAUGACACGAUCACGUUAACGUUUUAUAGUUGGACAAUGAAUUCCUAAUUAAAAACAGGUGAAAAACGAAAAAUGGGACCAUUUUGCGAAACUGAAGACUUUAAAACUUAUUUAAAAAUCUAGAAUUACAACGACUUUCAAUCGCACAGUGCGUAAUCGAUGCCCGUGUAUCUCAUGUCAAUUAAUGAAAGACACGAGUUCUUCGCGAUGAAUCCGUACGUGACUAAAAUAACAACGAGGAGGAAUAAAAUUACUGCUUGUUCGAUCGAUCGAAUUCUCAACUCGUUUAGAAUUUGUUCUACCAAUCUGAAAAUCUAGACCGCUGAUAUUCCUUCGUGACGAAAGAGAGUACGUUAUCUCGAUCUCGUGAUACACAGUGGGUGGGACCUUUCAUAACGCUUCGCCUCGAAACGAAAUUUCGACGAUGGCAUAGGUAGGAUAAAUUUGGAACGACCAUCUCGAAACGAAACGUGCCUGUGUGUUCCACGUUAGUUCCGCAGUUAGUUUCGCUCCUCCAACGUCGCGACGAGAGCGGAACUCGUAUAUUUCAACACGUGUCGUUAAAAUAAAAGAGAGAGAGAGAGAGAAAGUUCGUGAGCAGAGGAUUUUAAUUUUACAAUCGAAACACUAAAUUUCGAACGUUCGUACAAACUCAUACUUCUCUGAAUGAAAAUGGGAAAUACUAUUUGUUAAAAUAUUGCAAAGAAUAUUACAGCUUCGUGCAUUUUUUUUGUGUUUGUCGUACCUCUGCAUUCCAUUAACCAUGUUGCGCUGGGACAACUGAUUGCGGACCAUAACGAGUGACCGAGCCGUACACGAUAAUUCGUCGCUUUCUUUUCGAACUCGCGCAAGAGGUUAAUAAAGCGAAUAGCUUUAUCGCCACCGGCCGAGAAAUUCAUCGUGUGGUAGUGGUAUGAUAAGGGACAAAUUCGAAGAAAGGAGAGGAAAUGCAGUGAGGUGGUCCUUCGUGGAGAAGGGAAGGCGCUUCGAAUCGGGAAGGAACGAUGCCACGUUCGCGGCCGGAAACGUUCGAACUGAUGGUAGAGGCCGAGAGGCCCUCCAAGUGCAUCAGGUGCCUCCGUUUCCUGUGGAAGUUCUUCAGAUGCGUUUUCUCCCACGUGUCGCUCGUCUCGUUGGUCGUUCUCUACUGUCUCAUCGGCGCUUAUGCUUUCGAGGCGCUCGAGGCCACCCACGAGAAAGAGAUUAAAAAAGGCAUCAAAGACAUCAGGGGGAACGUGGCGGAACAGCUGUGGAAGAUCACGAAAGAGGUGGAGGUUCUGAUUCGUGAGAAUUGGACGGACAAGGCGUUACGCGAAUUAAAGAGCUUCGAGAACAACCUCGUGUGGAUGAUGGAGAAGGAGGGUUGGGACGGCAGCGAAGGCGAGGACGACAUCCAAUGGACUUUCGCCGGCGCUCUCUUCUACUCCAUCGUGGUCAUUACUACAAUUGGUAAGACUAAUCAUCGUUAACACACAAUGAUCUUUAUAACAACGUAAUAAUCUU
Molecule: messenger RNA, 1540 nt
Organism: Frieseomelitta varia
Lineage: Eukaryota; Metazoa; Arthropoda; Insecta; Hymenoptera; Apidae
Product: TWiK family of potassium channels protein 7-like
Exons: 5
Coding region: 1042-1506 (154 amino acids)
Biological process (GO): stabilization of membrane potential; potassium ion transmembrane transport
Cellular component (GO): membrane
Molecular function (GO): potassium ion leak channel activity
Source: RefSeq, a predicted model, not a curated record